AUGAUUAAGAAUAAUCGUAUUCAUCAUAAACCGCAUUUAUUCAAAUCCUUCUUCAAAUCAAUAAUAAAAUCAUUCGCUACGAGCCCUCUUCCCCUAUCAGAUCCUUCAGCUGGACUUUCAUUUUCUACAGUUACCCCUUGUGAAGAAGACCAUAGGUCCUUGUGCUUUUCCCUUGCUGAAAACCUAAUUAAACGUGGGCUUUUAUCGUCUGCUCGAAGAGUUAUUCAGCGUCUUAUUUCACAGUCGCCUACCAUCACUGAUGAGAUUUCCGUCAUUAAUUUUGCUCUCUUCCAAGGUCUGGAACCUGACUUCUCCACUUAUUCUUCUCUCAUUUAUAGACUUGUGAAUGCGGGUGAAACCCGGGUAGCUGAAAAUUUGUAUAUUGAUAGGAUACUGAGACGCAGGCUUAAGCCUGACGCUCCAUUGUUAAGUUCCAUGACAAUCUGUUAUUGCAAAUUAGGGAAACUCAAAGAGGAAAAGGACCAUUUCCAGAAGCUUAUUGGGUUGAAGUCAUUUUCUAUUGCAAGAGUCUGUUCCAACCUACUUCGUGAGGUGUUUGCACAAAAUAGAUUCUUUGAUGCAUAUGAUUACUUUGUUAGGGUUAAUGAUGCUGGGAUUUUACUUCCUGUUUCAUGUUAUAAUAUGCUGGUUGCGGGGUUGUCAUUUAGAGGGUACGUUGAUGAAGCUCUCCAAGUGUUUGAUACAAUGCUUGAGAGAGGUGUGCCAUCUGUAUCUCAUUUGUGGAAGUCACUUGUAUUUGGUUUCUGUAAGAUGGAGAGAGUUGAGGAGGCUGAACUGCUGAGUGCAGAGAUGGAAUCCCAUGGUUUUUAUGUCGAUAAGGUUAUGUAUACUAGUCUUAUUAAUGGUUACUGUAAGAACAAGAAAAUAAAAAUGGGGAUGAGAUUGUUUUAUAAAAUGCUCAAGAUGGGUUGUCAGCCAGAUGCUUAUACUUACAAUACAUUGAUACAAGGGUUUGUUAAUUGCGGAUUAUUUGAUAAAGUGUGGGUUUUACACAAGCAUGUGAUUGAGUUGGGACUUGAGCCUGAUGUGUUGACCUACCAGAUUAUGAUCAAUAAAUUUUGUAAAGAAAAGAAAGUUGACUGUGCAUUGGCAAUGCUAAGUAGUAUGUGUAGUAGGGGCAUAACACCCAAUGUCCAUUGUUAUACACCCAUCAUCCCUGCACUUUACAAAGAAAACAGGGUUGAAAUUGAUGAGUUAUACCAAAAGAUGCUGGAUUCUGGAGUGAUACCCGAUCAAGUUUUGUUUUUUACACUAGUUAAGGAGUACCCAAAAGGGCAUGAGCUUCAUCUUACACUCAAGAUUUUGAGUGCUGUUGCUAAAUAUGGUUGUGGUAUCGACCCUUUAGUUACUACCAAGAACAUCGAAUACAAAAUCGACUAUCUUUUAGGUAGAAUCAUUGAAAGUAAGCCUCAUCUUGUUAAUCUAGCUUAUAGUAUUUACAUUAUUGGAUUAUGCAUGGGAGGAAAAAGUGAUGCUGCUUUGCAUACUGUGGUUUUCAUGGUGAAUCUUGGAUUUCAGCCUUUGAUCUCAGCUUUUAACUCCCUAAUCAAGUGUUUCUGUCAAGAAGGAUUUGUUGAGCAUGUGAAUGCCCUCAUUGAACUCAUGGAAGGCAUGGGCAUUGUUCCAGAUUCCACAACUUAUUUGGUGAUGGUUAGUGAGCACUGCAAGCGUGGUGACGUGGCAUCUUCCUUUGAUGUUUUGAGUCAAAUGGAUGACAAGAGAAUGAAGCCUAAUGUUGCUAUAUUUGAUUCCAUUAUCGGUUGUUUGGGUAAAGAGAAGAGAGUUUUGGAUGCACAUGAUAUGUUCAGAAAGAUGCUGCAAAGUGGUAAAAAACCUGAUGAUGUUUUGUAUGUCAGAAUGAUAAAUGUCUACUCCAAGAAUGGACAAGCAGUUGAAGCUAACAGACUUUUUAACCGCAUGAUAAAACACGGGAUACAACCAAGUUCACGUGCUUACUCAGCGAUUAUAAGUGGAUUCAUUAAGAAAAAUAUGGUUGAAAAGGGUGUCAUGUAUCUUGAAAAUAUGUUGAAAGAUGGUUUUAUGCCAAAUAAAGUGCUAUAUACCUCCAUUAUUGAUCAGUUUUUAAGAAAAGGGGAGCUUGAAUUUGCAUUCAGACUAGUUUCAUUAAUGGAAAGAGGUCAUAUAGAGUGUGAUGACAUCACCUACAUCACAUUGAUCAGUGGCAUAUCCAGGAAUCUUCAAUGUUACACGGGCACAUGGAAUGAUUCUCAUACAAAGUCUGGAAAAGAAAGGGAAAAGCUCUAUCAGUUACUUUGUGAAAAGACAUUGUUGCCCAUGGAGAAGGAUUCAAGGAUUUUUAUAAGGACCCAUGAAGAUAUGAAGUUAUUCGCAACGAAAUUAAUAAAAGGGAUUAAAGAUACUUGCGAUAUGCCUAAUUUAUACUUAUACAACUCCAUUUUAUCUGGAUAUUGUCGAAUGGGGAAGUUUGAGGAAGCAUAUGAACAAAUUGAUAUGAUGCAAAAACAGGGUGUGGGACCCAAUCAGGUAACAUUCACCAUUCUGAUCAAUGGACAUAUUCAGGCAGGUGAAAUUGAUAUUGCUGUUGGGUUGUUUAACAAAAUGAAUUCUGAUGGCUGCAUUCCAGAUAGAAUUGUAUAUAAUAUUAUGAUAAAAGGAUUUUGUAAGAACAAGAGACCGAUUGAUGCGUUAUCUCUUUCAUAUGGAAUGUGUAAAAGAGGUUUUGCUCCUAGCAAAAUUGCUUAUGAGUACAUGCUUAUUAGUCUUUGUGAUUCUCGUUUGGUGAAUGAAGCAUUGAGUAUAUUUGAAGAUAUGAUGAUGGGGUAUAAUUAUUUACCUUCUCAACAUAAUGGUGAAUGGUUGUUUCGGAUUUUAAUGGAAGAAAAGAAAUGGCAUGAAGCUCAAAUGGAGGGAUCCCCUUGGGAAAAAGAUUGUAAUGAAGUGGGGAUUAUCUUGAUUUGGGCAUCAAUGUCAUUCUGGUUAUUAAUAUGUAUAUCCCAACUUUGGCUGUGCAUCAGAUAGUUGCUUGAAAGAAGCAAAGAUUCAUAUUAUCAUGAGCAAGUGGGCAACGACUCCAGCAUAUGCACAAAUGAUCAUUUAUAUGUUGGGGAAGAAGCAGGAAGUGGCA
This is a messenger RNA of Lactuca virosa, 3127 nucleotides long. NCBI's taxonomy places the organism in Eukaryota, Viridiplantae, Streptophyta, Magnoliopsida, Asterales, Asteraceae. The record is from the annotation of a GenBank genome assembly.